AGAAUCAAAAAGAAGAAUUUUUAUUUUAACAGAACCACAAGGCUCCAUGCAUGUCUAUAUAUGUAUGUGUAAAGCAGGAAGAAGAGAGAUAAAUAACUUGAAAUAUGAAUGCAGAAAACAGAGAGAUGGUAGGAGGAACAAGAGACAAGAAGAGAGGGCACCCGUUGCUGAGAUGGAGUACGAAACAAGAAACCUUUAGCCAUGGCUUCUCACAAUCUGACCUCCAAGCUCUCUCUGCCAUUUGCGAGGCUAUCAUGCCUCCUGUUCCGUUACUGAGCUUAGAUCUUGACAUGAAGCUGAAAGUCUUACGCAACGAUGCCCUCUUAUCUUUCUUCAAGUCUUCUGGCUCUCAUGUCAGACCUGAUGAGGUAGCAGAGGUAAUGGCGACAAAGGCAAUGCCAGUGACAGUCACAGUGGUGAGAAUAGUUUUGAGACUACUCACCUUCAGAUUGGGAACUUUGUUGCUAUGUGGGUUUGUCUGUCUUGAUAAGAAGAAUUGGUCUUUUCUUCUUCUCAAAUUCUCUGACAUCUCGCUUGAGAAGAGAGAAAAAGUUCUCCAGAAAUGGAACAAGCAGUGGUACAACCCUCUAGCAAGAAUUGCUUUUAUGAUGAUCAAAGCCAUCUUCCUGUUCUACUACUUCACUUGGACAAAUGAAAAUACAGAGAACCCGGCAUGGGAUGCAAUUGGCUACAAGGUGGACAUAGGUGAAAACGAGGACAUUGAACGCAAGCAAAGGCCUCUAGAGAAAGGGAUCAUCGAGACCGCAAAAGAAGACGAGGCAACCAUCAAGCAACUCAUGAUCAACAAAGGACUUAAACUCAAAGAGGACAAAGAAAGCAACACUUUCAAGAUCGAGUGCGAUGCAGUGGUAAUAGGCUCCGGCUGCGGAGGAGGAGUCGCAGCAGCGAACCUAGCGAAGUCAGGCCUUAAGGUAAUAGUCGUCGAGAAAGGGAACUACUUCGUGCCGCAAGACUACUCAACACUCGAAGGCCCUUCCAUGUUCGAGAUGUUCGAAGCCAACGGGUUGCUGAUGACACACGACGGGAGGUUCAGGUUCAUGGCGGGGUCAACUCUCGGCGGCGGGUCGGUUGUAAACUGGGCGGCUUCGUUGAAAACACCUGACGCGAUCAUCGAAGAAUGGUCAGUUGAUAGAGGGAUCGCAACAUUCGCUAGAGAGGGAUACACAGCUGCUAUGGAAAGUGUUUGCAAGAGAAUAUGCGUCACCGAUAAAGUCAUCAGAGAAGGUUUUCAGAACCAGAUACUGCGUAAAGGCUGCGAAAAGCUCAGGCUGGAUGUGACCGUAGUGCCGAGGAAUUCGUCAGAGGAGCAUUACUGCGGUAGCUGCUCGUUCGGUUGCAAAACUGGUGAUAAGAGAGGAACGGAUAUAACAUGGUUAGUUGAUGCAGUUGACAACAAUGCUGUUAUCCUAACACAGUGCAGGGCCGAUAAGCUGAUCUUUGCUGAAACAGAGAGUGGACGAAGAAAAAAAAGAUGCUUGGGAGUCACAGUUUCAAUAUCAAACACAACAAUUAAUAAGAUUGAGAUCAAUGCUAAAGUGACAGUUGUAGCUUGCGGCUCACUAAUGACACCGGGGCUGUUAUCUUCAAGCGGGUUGAAGAAUCCAAACAUCGGUCGGGGUCUCCACAUCCACCCUAUACUCAUGGCGUGGGGAUACUUCCCUGAGAAAAACUCGAACUUCAACGGAGCAGCUCACGAGGGAGAGAUCAUGACUUCGUUACACUACGUAUUCGAAAUAGACUCUACAACCCCAAACAUAACGCUGGAAACUCCAGCGUUAGGUCCAGGGACCUUCGCGGCUCUCAUCCCGUGGGUCUCUGGGAAAGACAUUAAGGAGAGAUUAGCAAAAUAUUCAAGAACGUCUCACAUUUUCGUAAUGGUUAGAGACGAAGGCGUCGGGGAAGUAAAGGGAGGGAUUGUUAAAUACAAAUUAACGAAAGCGGAUGAAGAGAAUCUGACGACGGGGUUGAGACGAGCGUUACGGAUCUUGGUGGCUGCGGGAGCGGAGGAGGUGGGGACGUAUAGGAGCGAUGGGCAGAGGUUGAAGUGCGAUGGAGUCAAGGAGGAGGAUCUGGAGAAGUUUUUGGAGACGGUGGAUGCGCCGGCUGGAGUUGUGUCGAUGAGUAGGCGGUGGACUCAUUCGUUCACGGCGCAUCAGAUGGGGUGUUGCCGUAUGGGCGCGACGGAGGAGGAAGGAGCUGUUGAUGGAUACGGAGAGAGCUGGGAGGCGGAGGGUUUGUUUGUAUGUGAUGCGAGUGUUUUGCCUACGGCUCUUGGUGUUAAUCCUAUGGUCACGAUUCAGAGUACUGCUUACUGCAUAUCGAAGAGAUUAGCUGAGUUGAUGAUGAAGAAGAAGCAAGAUUGAGAAAAAAUGUUUUUAAAUUUCAAAUUUCUAUCAUUAGUUCAUCUCGGAUCGCACUAAGAAUUCGAAUCUAAGAUCUAUCGAUCCAAUUAUAUAAUUCAGUUGAGAUUAAUCAAAAUUUUAGAAUGAUCAAGGAUUCAGUUACAUACAAUCAAAUCAACA
Brassica napus (rape) is the source of this 2543-nucleotide messenger RNA. Its product is annotated as long-chain-alcohol oxidase FAO1-like. The coding region runs from base 105 to 2384 and encodes 759 amino acids. Gene Ontology annotation, molecular function: long-chain-alcohol oxidase activity; flavin adenine dinucleotide binding. The transcript is spliced from 3 exons. The record is from RefSeq and is a predicted model, not a curated record. Lineage: Eukaryota; Viridiplantae; Streptophyta; Magnoliopsida; Brassicales; Brassicaceae.